Messenger RNA from Serendipita indica DSM 11827, 366 nucleotides. The record is from the annotation of a GenBank genome assembly. NCBI's taxonomy places the organism in Eukaryota, Fungi, Basidiomycota, Agaricomycetes, Sebacinales, Serendipitaceae.
AUGUCGUCCGUCCAAGGUGCUUUUCACCUACUUGAGGAGCCCUUCGGCCUCAUCACACCUCUUGGGUUGCCGCUGCCUGUCAACCACGCCCUGCCUGUCCGCUCGCUCACCGGAGACCCGGAUGGCGCAUUCAUCUCUCAAUGCUUUCGACACUUGCGCCGCGACCUGGCGGAACCAAUGAAGACGGCACUGUUUGCAACGCUCGAUGUGUGGUGGUGGCGGGUCAAUAGGUUUGACCUUGCACCUGCUGGCGCACUGGAUGUCUUCAUCUUUGUCGGCCCAGUGUACGAGUGCAAGUUUUGCGCGGGUACUACUACCGACCCCGACAUGGCCAUUUUGUGUGUUCGAGGACAUAUUAAUGUCUGA